UCGCACACCGGACCUGCCGCGGCCCUUGUGCCGGGCGGGGGUGGCGGCUGAGCCUGCGGAGGGGACGCGGCCCCUGAGCCCUCAUCCUCGGCUCCGCGGGACGUGCACCUGGAGGUCCCUCCGUGGGGAAUUCAGGACACACAGGCUACAGCCAGAAGAACUCAGGAUGAGUAAAACAAAUAAUUUUGAUGUUCAAAGCACAUUUUGUGCUCUCUGUGGACGGACAGAUGACUGCCCUGAAAAGUAUGGAGAAAAAAGGACCUAUGUGGAAUACAAUCUCACUGUUCAUUAUUACUGUUUGUUGAUGUCAAGUGGCAUUUGGCAGAGGGGUGAAGAAGAUGAAGGUGUAGAUGGAUUUUUAAUCACAGAUAUUAGAAAAGAAGUAAAUAGAGCUGCAAAACUGAAAUGUAAUAUCUGUAAGAAAAAGGGAGCUUCAAUUGGAUGUGUAGCUCCUAAAUGCAAACGAAGUUACCAUUUUCCUUGUGGGCUACAAAGGGAAUGCAUUUUCCAGUUUAUGGAAGACUUCAGAUCUUACUGUUGGGAGCAUAGACCAGUCCAAACAUUUACGGAUAAAGAACCUAGAGAAGCUUCACAGUGCACAAUAUGCCUGGAUUUGGUUGAACAUCUUCCAUUGUACACUGUAUUGAAAAGCCCUUGCUGUAAAAAUGCUUGGUUUCAUCGAGAAUGCUUGCAGUAUCAAGCUUUGAGUGCUGGGAUAUUUUUCUUUAGGUGCACAGUAUGUAAUAACAAGGACAGUUUUCAAAAAGAAAUGUUGAGAAUGGGCAUACACAUUCCGGAAAGGGAUGCGUCUUGGGAACUUGAAGAAAAUGCAUAUCAAGACUUGCUGCAUUGUUAUCAACACUGUGAUGUUAAAAGAUGUCUCUGCAAGAAAGGAAGAGACUAUAAUGAACCUGACAGUAAAUGGGAAAUAAAGCGUUGCCAGUACUGUGGUUCUCGUGGGACUCAUUUGGCCUGUUCAUCUCUGAGGUCAUGGGAGCAAAACUGGGAGUGCAUGGAAUGCAGAAGUAUCUUUGCAAAAUCAGGGAAGUAUAGCAAACGGAAAAAGCGUGCUUUGGCUACCUCUGAAAAAACAAAUGGAACAACUUGCUUGCUGGAAGAGCCACCUCCAAAGUCCCCUCGGCAGUCAUCUGGAUCUCCACGCAAUUUUCUGCUCCAAUCACCAAAGAUAAUGUGCCAGAACUUGUCACCUUGCUCACACCUAGAAUUUCCAGCAUCCAACAGAGUGACAAUGUCCUUAUCUCCAGUGAUGUCAAACAGGAACUGGUCCCUGAGGCACAGGCAUUUAAGAAAGCAAAGAUGGGAGGCUUGUAAUAUACUGAAGGAGUUAAAGGUACAAGUUAAAACAAAAACAACAAGACUUAACAUCAAUGCAGAAAAUAUUUGGAGUAGUGCUUUAAAAGGAUUUAGGCAGCGCAUUUUUAGUCCUACAAACACUAUUGAAGUAAGUUUCUCAAACGGCAAAAAUAGAUCAAAGACAAAAACUUCUGCUGCAUCAAAACAUCAUUUCUUCCAGUUAUUAAUGCAUCACCUUCAGAAUUCAUCAUUGUUUGAGGGCUCUUCUGGAAAGAAUUUGUCCCUCGAUUUUCAAGCUGUAAAAGAGAAUCUUUAUUUUGAAGCUGGUAAAAUGAUUGCAGUUUGUCUGGUUCAUGGUGGUCCAUCUCCUGGGUUUUUUUCCAAAACGCUGUUUGAUUGCCUUGUCUAUGGUCCAGAGAAUGUGAAGCCAGUUUUGGAAGAUGUCGCUGAUGUUGAUGUAGCACAAACAAUAAAAACGAUAAAAUAUGCAAAUAAUCUGUCCAGCCUACAGUCUACACUACAGGACUGUUGUGAAUUCCUUGCUGCUGCUGGAUGUUUAAAACCUGUAACAGCUUUGUGUGAUAAGAACGUGCUGGUGAAUGACCUAUUGAUCUAUCAUGUAAUCAAGAGAAUUACUUUACCCUUAGAAAGUUUUAAGCAGGGUUUGAAAACUCUUGGCGUUCUAGAGAAAAUGCAAAUGCACCCAGAUGUGUUCUCUAGCAUAUUGUGCCACAAACCCGAAAGACUUUCAGCGGAAACUGUUUGUGAUCUCUUUACAAUCCAUUCCUCAUCAGAUGUAAAUAAAGUUGAAGGUGCUGAUUUUUGGAUGGGCUAUUUGCAAGAUGUGGAAAGUGGUGAGUCUGUAGUGACAUUGGAGGAUAUUCUGCUCUUCGUAACAGGCUCCUGUUAUAUACCAUCCAUUGGUUUUGAUCCUGAACCUACGAUUAAAUUUUUGCAUAUAACGUAUCCCAUUGGAAACAGACUUCUUAAUUGCUUAGAGCUUCCUAUAACAAAGACGUAUCAGCAGUUCAAAAAUAAAAUGGAGCUCACCAUCAGAAACACCCUAAGAGUUGAAAAGGAAUAAGUAUUUUUGCUAUUAAACUGAGCGUUGGACACUUCAGUUUUCUGCAGGAACAUCUGCUUUUAAUUCACUCCUAUAUUUUUGGACUAUGCUUUUAGUAUUUUUCAACCUUUCCCCCAAAAUUACGCUAAAAGUUAUGUUAUGAGGGGGAAGACAAUUUCCAAAUUAAAAAAAAAACCUUUAUAUCCUAAAUAAUUUUCCUUUUGAAGUUGACUUUAAGAGUUCUCCAUCUCUUGCAGAAGUAGUUUAAAUGUCAGCUUUUGCUGUAGACAGAUAUGAAAUGUUACCACACUCUGUAACAGGUAAGUAUGUGGAUCAUAUCAAAUAUACUUAGGUAAAUUAUUUAUCAAAAACAAACCAGGUGCGUUUUGAAGACAACUGCUGUAGAGCACUGUCUUGUGUAAAACUCUGAUGCAGUUCUUUAGUUCCAUGUAUAUUAUCUCAGUAAUUGAUUUGUGUAUUGAUUCAUUUAUGUUCUGAUGGUUCAUAGAAACCUGGGAAAGUUAAAAUACUUGUAGUUUCAUGGUCAUUGUGGCUAGUGCAUUCAAGGUCUUUUGAUAAACAUUGGUAAAAUAAUACAGCAUAAGAACAAAAACUGGUUGAACUUGUGUGUCUGUUUUUAAACAAAAUCUGACAUUUGCACAUUUCUGCAUUCUACUGUCAUACAUUAAUUUUUAAUUACUCAUAGAGCCAUAAUAGUAAACACCAGAAGUUUGUUGAACAUGCAACAAUAACUGGUCUUUCAAAGUGAAAUAUAUUACUUAGACUUAAUGUUGUUGAGUAUGAAAGAAGUUUCUUGCUCAUUAGGACAUGUGAACUUAUCUUCCAUUAAAGUAUUUUCAUACAACCAUGUACUAAAGCUUUUUGUUAAACUAAAGACAGUCUACCAUCAAGCUUGUUUGGGCCUGACACUUUUCUAGCUUUUAUUCUAAACUCUUCCCAUUCAGUCAUAGGCGCAUUCUGAGCACUGUAGAAAAUAUAUUUUAGUACUGCAGUACUUUGUGUAAAUGGCCGGGCCAUUGAGCUGUGAUAAGUAGUGAAAUUCCUAUGCAGAAACACUUUAAUGUUACUAAUGCUUCAUCUAUGGCAGUAAAAGGACAUUGAAAUACAUUCUUUUAAAAUGUAUGCUGUUCUCUGUUUUGAAAUUAUACGAUUUGCCUCUGUUAGUUUUGACCACCUGUACUUUGUCCUGAACAUAACUUGUGCUAUAGAUGUAAUACAGAAACAUGUGUCUGUAUGUAUGCACAUUCUUCAAAAUACUGGGAAGUAAUCAUAUACUUUUUUAUUAAUAUAGCUUGGUUUGAAUUGAAAAUAGAAGCAGGAUUGCUUUACAUUUGAAUUCCUUGGCAAGGAAGUACAUCCACAGUAACUAUAAAUGGACAGGUGGUUCUGAAAAAAAUAUAAGAAAGUCUAAGGAAAUCACUGCAAGUCUUAGAUCAGAUAUUUCUCAUUACUGAAUGCCUAAAACAAUCUAAUCUCAUCAGUCUUGUCAUUAUAAAUUUAGGAAUAUUAGAAAUUAAGACAGGAUUAGCCAUGGUUUUUGCUUGUUAGCCAAAAGCAUAACCAAGUCUCCUUUAAAAUAAACAUGAUCUCUUGGAGAAUGUAAUUUGACUUGUUUAUAUAUAAGCAUUUUCUCAGUGUCUUUUCUCCAAUAAUACAGUGUUUUUGAUCUUUGCAUGACUCUCAUUCUGCCAAUAAAUUCUUUGUAUUCUUACCCUUCACAAUGGUCUAUUACCAUUAUAGGGAGAGUGGUUUGGCACAAAUUUGUUUACAUAAUAAGGAUUCAUAUUGUAUGUUUGUAUUUUUCAAAUAUGAGUUUCCUGCAGAUAUUACACUUUAAAAAUUAUUUAAAAAUUAUUUUCUUGCCUAGUUAAAGAUAUAUGUGUUCUGUAAUGUUAGUCUUCCAUAUUUUACAAAACAGGCAAGCAGAGUGUGAGUAAUUUUAAAGGAUAAGGACUUCUGGUACCUGCAGUGUCAAGAGAAAUUGUACAGAACCUGGAAUAAAAUAAACUGCAUUUUAAAACCUUUGAUGGAGAAAUAAUAAAAUAAUGUGAAUAUAAUGCUUCAAAACAUUCCUGAGAUUACAAAAAAUAGAGUUUACACUUUUUAUUGCUUUUUACUUUUGAACUCAUCAGUUGAAAGGCUUUAUAUAAAGGCAGAACCUAACCUAUAUGCCAGGUGUAAAAAAAGUUAACUUUAUAACGAGCUUUUAUACAAUGCUAUAUUCAAACACUGAACUUGUAAAAUUUCAUAGUGUGUAAUAUUGCUUGAAAGGGUUUUUCUUGCACAGAAUUUGUUCCCAUUUUCUAAUACUGAUGUGUACCCAUUCAAGACAAGUCAUUUCCUUUCCUGUUGGUUUGAUCAGCUCUAUCUAGAUGCUCCAAUAUAAUACUUCAUAUAUUCAAGUUGUAUUCCUGAAUGCUGCUAUGGAAAGGAAUUUUCUCAUUUUCAGCAUUUAUUUAUAUAGACCAGUCAUAAAUAUAUUUGAACUGUUCAUUAGAAUUCUAAUGAAUAAGCUAACUUCCAAGCACAGAAUGGCCUCCCUUAUCUUGAAAUUGUAAGAGCAAUUACAACCAUAGGUUUUUUACUGUUGUAGCAGAUCACUGAAGUGCAAUAUUAUGGGCUAGUUUUCAUUUUACAUAAAUAUAACCCUAGGCACACCUGGAAAUUAGGGAGGCUGCUUACAUUCAGUAUUUCUGUAACACAGGGAGAAUAAUUGUGUAUGCAUCAGUUGUGUGUUAAAUAUAUUCUUAGAGAAGCUGCAUCUUUUAUAGGAUUUGUCAACGCCACAAAAGAACUGUUGCAGUACAGUGUUUGUGUUUUGUGUUUGGCCAAAGAACUUCAUCCCACAGUUUCUGCAUCAAACCCUUAGUUUUCAUCUGAAAUCAGGACAUCAAAUAAGCUAUUUUCUAGAGAUAAUUUUCUACUAAGCAGUAAUAUAUUAGUAUUAGUGGGUUUAGUAUGGUCUCCUUAACAAUGCACAUACAUUUAAAAAAAACACCAAAACCUCAACUAUUUUAGCUCUGUGUUUGAAAGACCAAGGAAUAAGAAAUUUCUGUGACUUGCUUUUUUGCCCAUUCAGAGGAUGCUUGCCAGAAAACUGUUAACCUUUUUAACUUACUAAGUGAAAUAUAAUCCAAAGGAGAAAAAAUUUGUUCAUGCAAAUAUAGAAGUUUAAACUUCUUGUGUGCUGCAAUUUUAUUGUUUUCAUUAAGAUGUUAAGUCCUGGAAUUUGAAAACAUGAAGAUUUUGAGAGCAUUAGUAAAUCCUACUCACAUUCUGCAUAUGCAUUUUGAAAAUAGUAUCAAAAAAUCUGAUUCAAAUUGAAAGGAUUGCAACUUUGAAGCCUACAAAACAUUCUUUCAAGUUUAUAUUGAAUCUGUUUUAUAUGGUGAAACAUGUUUAAAGCUCAAACUUUACUGUUUCUUACCUAAGGGAAUAAUAUCUAGUUGGACAAAAGAAAAAUUAAAAUGCAAAAACUUUUGAAAUGUCAAAUCAUAUGUAUAGAGAAAAUAAUUUUCAAGAUGUUAAUGUUUGUAAAAAAAACUAGUCUAACCCUCUGAUUUUUGUAUUACAUAAACAAUGUUCUUUUUGAAGGUAUGGUAUUUAGAAUGAUAUGCAAAGAAAUGUAAUUUUGUAAAUUUUUUUAGCUCUAACUUGAACUGCAGGAUCAGUGCCUGAACUGUUGCAUCUCCAAGCAACGUUUUGCAUGACACACAUAGCAUCAGUGUUGAAAUAAUAACUGUGGGGAACACCAUGUAUAUGUCCAAAGUGCAAUAAAAGGUU
Poecile atricapillus (Black-capped chickadee) is the source of this 6181-nucleotide messenger RNA. RefSeq names its product G2/M-phase specific E3 ubiquitin protein ligase (gene G2E3). Bases 167 to 2398 code for a protein of 743 amino acids. The record is from RefSeq and is a predicted model, not a curated record. Lineage: Eukaryota; Metazoa; Chordata; Aves; Passeriformes; Paridae. Gene Ontology annotation, molecular function: ubiquitin-protein transferase activity. The transcript is spliced from 16 exons. Gene Ontology annotation, cellular component: nucleus.